This is a messenger RNA of Oppiella nova, 300 nucleotides long. Lineage: Eukaryota; Metazoa; Arthropoda; Arachnida; Sarcoptiformes; Oppiidae. The record is from the annotation of a GenBank genome assembly.
AACAAGGAGUGCAAUGAAGCCAAAUGUGUGCUCAAAGUAUUCAAUUGGUUCUAUUCGGGGGUCUUCUACCAGUUGUACACCAUUUGGAAGCAAAAGAAUAAGACUAUCGUUGAUUCCGGUUAUGUGUUGAAAGACAUUCGUAAGACUGUGCGAAAGAAUGUGAAACAAGUGAUAGUGGAUGUGUUGAGCUAUAAGAAUGAAUUGGAGACUAAAAGCAAUGCAAAGCCUAAUGAAGACGAUAUAGCGUUCAGCAAUUUGGGUGAUAUGUUCGCAGAGCUCGAAGAAUAUAAGCCACAGUAA